Molecule: messenger RNA, 1407 nt
Organism: Dichotomopilus funicola
Lineage: Eukaryota; Fungi; Ascomycota; Sordariomycetes; Sordariales; Chaetomiaceae
Exons: 3
Coding region: 1-1407 (468 amino acids)
Source: RefSeq, a predicted model, not a curated record
AUGGCGUUAUUCAAGAGACAGCAAAAUAGGGCGCCGUGUCCGGGUGGGAACGGGACCACAAUAGGCAGCGUUCAAGAAUUCACCACCCUCUGCAACACGGCACUUGAUGGAGACGUUCUCAUGCAACUCCCCGCCUUCGACUUUACGACCUGCGUCGACAUUUGCUCCUCCUCUCACCCGAAAUGUGACGGCGCAACUUUCUCGGGAGGACAAUGCAUGUUGAUGGCAAACAUACGCCGACAGAGCCAGCGGCGUCGAAGAACAAGAGACUCCGCCAUCGCUUCAUUCCCCAACGCCAGCUCGAACUGCGUAACGCUGGGCGGUUCCCAGCGAGCGCUAGGGACCAACUUCACCACUAUGUGCGGGUUCAUUAUCAAUGGCAGCGAUAUCGGCCAGAACUUUGCGCCCACCUUCCAGGACUGCCUGGGCCAGUGUGCAGCCACGCGGGGCUGCGCGGCCGUCUCGUAUGACCCGAGCCUGAAUCUGGGCUUCAAAAACUGCUACCUCAAGACCAACAUCGCAAACCCAAACACCAUCGCGGCCGACCGCCGCACCGACUCAGCCUUGGUGGCUGCCGCAGCGGCGGAUCCGGCGUCUUCCUCUCCUCCUCCUCCACCCACCUCCACCAGCAGCCCUUCACCAGCACCACCACCACCACCUCCGAGUUCCAGCAGUGGUGGAGGAGGUGUGUUCUUCACCCCACCACCAGGGGCUACCACAAACCCGGCACCCCCUCCAACAACAACACCACCACCAAUCUCGGAGGAAUCAUCACCCAUUCCAUCCUCUCUCUCCCUCCCAUCACCCUCCGAGUCCACUCCAUCCGCAACAUCCACGACCUCUACGACCUCCACACCCCCCGUACUAAACACAAUCCCCUUCAUCUUCCCCAUCCCCACCCCCAGUCCCAGCGAUAGCACCGCACCCGACGCCUCUGGAAGUAACAGCAACACCGCUGGGACCGAUACCUCCAACAUGGCAUGGGUCGCCGCGCCCGUGGUCGGCGGUGUCGCAGCCAUCGCACUAGUCGCCGUAUCCUUUAUCAUGCUCAGGCGACGACGGCGCGGGAACGGAGGGCAGGAGAAACGAAAAGCCUACCGUGGGGGGAGCGGCGGAGAACAGGGGUAUUGGGCGGGACAAAGCAGAGCGGGGAAUUUUGCGCAAGUGGAAGCUUUAGGAAGGAGGAGUAUGGAUGUUAGGGGUAGUGUGGUGGGGUUUAUGACGGGGCGGCCGAUGGGAAUGGAGCGGUUGGAGGAUAUUGAAGAGGGAGAGGGGAGGACGAGUGGUGAGAUGAAGAAUGGUGGAGGUGCCAGUCGAGGCGAAGGUGUGGGACCGAAGGGGAAUGGCAGGACGACGGAGUUGAGGGCGAGUUAUAACGGGCUGGGACAGAAUAAGUGGCCGCAGUGA